CUGCCGCGUCGCUGUCGCAGCACGGCCGCUGCUGCUGCUUUCGAGCAGACGCUGGUGAACACGCCGCCCACGCGAGUCACCGUGCUCGACAACGGCAUGCGCGUGGCUACCGAGGACAGCGGCGCGCCCACCGCGACUGUCGGCCUCUGGGUCGACACCGGCUCCCGCUACGAGACCGAGACCAACAACGGCGUCGCGCACUUCCUCGAGCACAUGGCGUUCAAGGGCACCUCCAAGCGCUCGCAGACCGACCUGGAGCUGCAGGUGGAGAACAUGGGCGCCCACCUUAACGCCUACACCUCGCGCGAGCAAACCGUCUUUUACGCCAAGUGCUUCAAGGAUGACAUCGGCAACGCUGUCGACAUCCUCUCGGACAUCAUCCAGAACUCGCAGUUCGGCGAACAGGAGAUCGAGCGGGAGCGCGGCGUGAUCCUGCGCGAGAUGCAGGAGGUGGAGAUGAACCUGCAGGAGGUGGUGUUCGACCACCUGCACGCCGUCGCCUUCCAGGGCACGCCGCUGGGACGUACCAUCCUCGGGCCGACCAAAAACAUCAACUCCAUCAGUCGGCAGGACCUCAUGGACUACAUCCAGGACCACUAUAAGGGGCCGCGCAUGGUUCUGGCCGGCGCCGGCGGCGUCGAUCACGACCAGCUGGUGAAGCUAGCCGAGAAACACUUCUCGUCCGUCUCCUACCAGUACGAGCACGGCAAGAUCCCCACUAUCGAGCCCUGCCGUUUCACCGGUUCGGAGGUGCGCGUGCGUGACGACUCAAUGCCGCUGGCGCAUGUGGCCGUGGCGGUGGAGGGGUGCGGCUGGACGGACCCGGAUAAUAUCCCGCUGAUGGUGGCGUCUACACUGGUCGGCUCGUGGGACCGCUCGCAAGGCGGCGGCGCCAACCUGGCCUCGACGCUGGCGCAGAACUCCGCCAUCGACGGCCUCUGCCACUCCUUCCAGUCGUUCAACACCUGUUACAAAGACACCGGUCUCUGGGGCAUCUACUGGGUGUGCGAGCCGCUCCAGCAGGAGGACAUGCUGUACAACAUCCAGCAGGAGUGGAUGCGCCUUUGCACCAACGUGACGGAGUUUGAGGUGGAGCGCGCCAAGAACCUGCUCAAAACCAACAUGCUGCUGCAGCUGGAUGGCACGACGCCCGUCUGUGAGGACAUCGGCCGCCAGAUGCUCUGCUAUAACCGGCGCAUCCCCGUGCACGAGCUGGAAGCGCGCAUCGAG
This is a messenger RNA of Pollicipes pollicipes, 1230 nucleotides long. RefSeq names its product Ubiquinol-cytochrome c reductase core protein 1 (gene UQCR-C1). Gene Ontology annotation, molecular function: metalloendopeptidase activity; metal ion binding. Gene Ontology annotation, cellular component: mitochondrion. Lineage: Eukaryota; Metazoa; Arthropoda; Thecostraca; Pollicipedomorpha; Pollicipedidae. The record is from RefSeq and is a predicted model, not a curated record.